Symbiodinium sp. CCMP2456 is the source of this 1653-nucleotide messenger RNA. Lineage: Eukaryota; Dinophyceae; Suessiales; Symbiodiniaceae. The record is from the annotation of a GenBank genome assembly.
AUGAACUGGCGCAAGGAACAGAUUCGAUCAUCUGCAAGUGGCCAUUUCGUGUUCCUCUCCAGCGAUUCAUCACCACAAGCCGGAUCCGACUUUCUGCUCACGCUCGAAGAUCGAAUUGAGCGGGAGCAUGCCGGCCUCAUUGUUGAUGCGACUGAGUCUGAGGUGGCAUCUUGGAACUUGUCAGGCUACUUGAAGACAAGCUCCCUUCCUGUCGCAGUGGUGGGGGCUGGCAAUGCCGGCGUUGCCGGAAAAUUUGAAGGUCUUUUGCAUUCGAUCAUUUGCGACCUUGGCAAUGAGGCCCAUGCCGAGCUGAUCCAGCGGUACACACGCGAUGUUGUAGGAUACUGCUCGGAUUAUGGCGCCGAGUGGCACUUUGCUCAGGUGCCGGCAAUUGAUCUGGAUGACCUUCGUGAGGCCGGCGUGUCCAACUCUGGGGGAAUGCUGAGAAAGCAAGACGUCGCGAGGCACCAGCAGCUGUUGGUUCUUGCUUGUUUUGGUCUCUACUCCAACUUCCUCCUGAAAGACAACCGCAGGGAACCGAACGACGAAAUUCUACUUCAUCCUGCACUGCAGACAGCCGAGGAAAGUCUUCGAACCAUGACCCGCCUGCUGCAUGAGAAAGAGUACCGCCAGCGGUUGGUGGCCGCUUCUUUGCAAGGUUCGACUGCAGAAGACCUUCAAGACAUGACAACGUGCAAGCUUCGAGGGCGGCGCUCGCCCGAGUUCGCCAGCGGGGCCUUCGAAGAGUUUUGCGCGGAGUUGCAGGAGAUCUCGAGCAGCAAUUUACUGGUUGUUUGCACGCCUCUGGAUGAUCAGCAGCGCAGCAUCCUGGUAAAGGACUGGCACACGGCGACGGAUGCGAUACUGUCGGAGCUGCGGCUCAAGACGGCUCAUUGGAAGGAUUGCAUUGCGCUCUACGAGACUUCAUCAGCAAGUGGACAUACCCACCCCAUCACUGCUCGGUUCUUGAACCCGGAGUUCACCGGUCCGGACCCAUCAGACAUUGCGUUGAGACCACUUCUUGACGAUUUCAUUCAAGGAGGGCAGCACCGAAAUGUGGCUCAGCAGAUGGGCCGGGCGCCAAAUUCUUCAGAGCCUUUGAUCAGCACGGAAGCUCGCCUCCAUGCAUUUCAAGACAUCUUCAACUCGCCGGAGGCAUUGAAGUCCGCAACAUCUACCUACGAGCAUUUCACUGACAAAAGGUGCCUAGCCGCUGAAAUUGCUCACUUGGUUGGCGGGCCAAACUGUGUACCCGCAAGAAAACUCAGCCACAAAGAGUUGGUGGAAUUGCUUUAUCAUCGAACCCAUCGCUUCAAGCGCGGGAAGACAGCUGCAGAAGUCAUUCCCAAGUCGGACAGCGCUGCGCAGCAGGCGAGCAAGUCCGCACUUACUGAUGGCAAGGGAGUGAACAGCCUGGGGGACAUGAUGAGCAAACACUUCCGAGACGUCAUGGACGACACCGGCUUUUACUCGUUGCCAGCAUUCCUGAUGAAACGUGUUCCGAUUCAAUCUUUGCAAGACGCACUGACGACGUCGCCAGCCAUCGGACGCGAGACAGGUGUGUUGCCUAUUUGCAGUGAAGAGCAAAAUUUGCCUGUGGCAGACCGGGAGCAACGACUGACCGAUGAGACCGGGACCUGGGGAUGUACGUAG